Messenger RNA from Uranotaenia lowii, 1160 nucleotides. It is a transcript of the gene TBC1d7, whose product is annotated as TBC1 domain family member 7. Gene Ontology annotation, molecular function: GTPase activator activity. The record is from RefSeq and is a predicted model, not a curated record. Lineage: Eukaryota; Metazoa; Arthropoda; Insecta; Diptera; Culicidae. The coding region runs from base 130 to 1023 and encodes 297 amino acids. The transcript is spliced from 4 exons. Gene Ontology annotation, biological process: negative regulation of TOR signaling; activation of GTPase activity.
GAAGCUGUUCAAGUAAAAAGAAGAAGAAGAAGAAGGUUCAUCUUAAAAAGGUGAUACUUUUUUACAGUUUUCACAUGAAAAAUUACGAAUUUUGCUUAGAAAUAUAAGAAUUAACGGGAUCCAUACGCGAUGGCCGACGAGCGUAACUUCCGGUCCACGUACUACGAAAAGGUCGGUUGCCGUAGCGUCGAGGAGCGGCGAUCUUUGGAAAUUUUGCUCAAGGAUAAACCACUGAACGUACUGAAGCUGAAACAAUUCUGCAUCCUGUUCAACGUGCCCAACAUCUACCGCAAUCUGCUGUGGAACUUCUUGCUAGGAGUAACCCCUGCAUACACCGACUCGAGCAGAUACGUGAUGGCCCAGAGAGAGGCCGUGUACAAUGACCUGCAGCAUGCCCUGAAAGUGAUGCGCACCAUCGAUGAUAAAACAUCCAAGGCGAAGGUUCUGUACGCCAUGUGGUUGCUGGAAACGAAACAGCUCCGUUUGGGUGUGGAUUUGAGCGACGACCACCCGUUUUGCGACAUCACCAAGGUUCUGCUGAAAACGUUUACCAGUUCGGUGGAAAUCUACUGGAUGGCUAAGGGUUUCUACGACUACAGCCAAGAAAUCAACGAGGAGAUGGGUAAGCUGGUGGACCUUACCAGUACCCUGCUAGAGAAAGAGGACAACGGCUUGUUCAUGCACUUGAAGUCCUGUGAUAUACUGAACGUGCUUCCGCUGGCCCGAUGGUACGGAUCCUUUUUCGCCGGGGUCUUACCGGAGCUGGCCCUCAUCAGAAUAUGGGACAAAAUAUGCGGCGGUUCCAUUAAAAUUGUCAUCUUUGUACUGAUUGAGAUACUGCGAAUGCUGAGGAGACACGUUUUCAAGUGCAUGACCCUGAACGCUUUGCUGGAGUGCAUCAAAAGUAUGGAACAUGAUCAGGAAACGGCCGACCUGGUGAUCAACAAGGCAAUAGAACUGUGGCAGCAAAACAAAGGGCACAACGAGUUUAUAAUGCAGUCAAAAAUCAAAACGCUUAUAUGAGAGCGGCAUUCGUUGAGUUUCUCGGAUUGAAAGUCCUAAUUUAAUUUGUUAAUUAUAUUUAAUACUUAAGUAGUUUGUAAAUUAUAAUAGUGUAAAAUCUAAAAAUAUAAAAUAUUCUUAUGAAUAAAAGUUUCAAA